Molecule: messenger RNA, 3137 nt
Organism: Lytechinus variegatus (green sea urchin)
Lineage: Eukaryota; Metazoa; Echinodermata; Echinoidea; Temnopleuroida; Toxopneustidae
Exons: 3
Coding region: 16-1053 (345 amino acids)
Source: RefSeq, a predicted model, not a curated record
ACAAUUAUAAAUUGAAUGCACUGCCAGGAACAGGAGACCAGACGAUGGCUCUUAAGUUUGAAAGAUGUCGACAGGACCCCCUGUGGUAGUACAGAAGCAAGUUUGCGACACACAAAGAAAGUGAACAGGAUGUCACGAAACGCGUAUUUGUGGGCGUGUCUCCUCCUAGGAGCUCUUUGCCUCCUUAUCGCCGCCAACAGCGUCAAGGCCGACGGUGAACUGACGGAAGAUGAUGUCGAGAAAAGAGCAAACUACUUCAGAGGUAGGGGUAGGAAAGCUGGAAAGCGGGAUGAUGACGAAGCAGCUUUGGUCGAUGAUACAUUGACCGACGAGGAAAAAAGAGCAAAUUACUUUAGAGGUCGUGGACGGAAAGCUGGAAAGCGCGACGACGACGAAGCAGCUCUGGUAGAUGAUUCUUUAACAGAUGAAGAGAAGAGGGCAAAUUACUUCAGGGGAAGGGGUAGGAAGCCUGGAAAGCGAGACGAUACCAUCGCAGAUUUGGUCGAUGAUGCUCUAACCGACGAGGAGAAGAGAGCGAAUUACUUUAGAGGUCGUGGACGCAAAGCCGGAAAGCGCGACGACGACGGAGCAGCUGUAUUAGACGAUUCUUUAACAGAUGAAGAGAAGAGGGCAAAUUACUUCAGGGGAAGGGGUAGGAAGCCUGGAAAGCGAGAAGAUCCCAUGGAAGCUCUGGACGACGACACUCUUACCGAUGAAGAGAAAAGAGCAAAUUACUUUAGAGGUCGUGGACGAAGACCCGGAAAGCGCGACGAUUUUGAUGCAGGACUGGUAGAUGAUACUUUGACGGACGAGGAGAAGAGGGCAAAUUUUUACAGAAGUCGGUUCCGCGGCGGAAAGCGAAGCGAUGAUAUUGAAGAUGUCUUGACCGAUGAAGAAAAAAGGGCAAAUUACUUUAGGGGCCGUGGCAGGAAAGCCGGGAAGCGAGACGACGAUGGCUUUGACUUGGCCGAUGAGAUUGAUGGUGGACUUAUGGAUGACGAAAAGAGGGCUAACUUCAGGGCUCGCCAGCGGGGAAGGAUGAGCGGCAAAUAAACAUGUCUCAUAUUGCAGCGUGCAUUGCAUGACUUCUAAAAAAUAUGAUUUAUCAAAUCACUAAUUCAUUUUUACGGCUUCAUUUUUCCGAAACCUAAUCAACAAAGUUGCGUAGAAAUAAAACCCAACGAAAAAAGUGUCUCUGCAAAAAAAGGAUUGUUAUUGGGCGAUUCCUUGCUGUGUCGUACAUGACAUUUUUUUACAACAUUUUACACCUUUUUUGACAUUGAUAGUGAUCCUUAUUUAUCACCAGAUGGGGAACAAAAACUAAGACUUGACAUGACUUAGUUAUAUAUCCAUUAAAUUGAAAUGAAAAAUUUUACUGUUUAGGUCGUGACACAAAACGAAAAGAAACAACAAAGACGUGUUUUAUAUUUAAAAAAAAAGCAUGGAAUCGCCCUAAUCAAAAGAUGCACAACAUGCAUAAUGUGAAGAGAAUAUCAUUUAAAUUAUCGUAUCCCUACUAUAAAAUAAUUUAAUUUAGGCUAACGUGUUUGUACCUUUAUUUGUAAAUAUGUAUUGGAAAGGCCGAGACGGACGGGGAGAUGCGGUAUGUACCAAUAUCAUUCCGAAUUCAGAGACAACAUAAGGCUGAUGUUGAAUUAAUAGAGAUGGUGUAAGUGUAAAUACUAAGAGGAGAGAUACCAUACUUCUUAGGAAAUUGAUAAAAGACGAUUUAUUUUCUUUAUAAUUCUAAUCUUCAGAUCUAAUUUUUCUGGUUCUGUUGCUGUCUAAUUCAAGCCUGUAGAAUUAUACAUAGCAUAUAUCUAUAUCAAUGUAAUAUGAUGUAAAUAUCAAACAGAAUUGCUGAUAUAUAUUAAAUAUUGAUUAAUGAUUGUCGAAAAACAACACGUCGUUGAUCGUUUACGCCAAUCUACAAACUAUUGAAAGAACCUGAAGAAAAAUACAGAAUACAUGAAGUUCACUGACCGUAUAAUUCGCCUGUGAUUUUGUUGAAAUAUGCCGCACUGUCAAUACUUCAUCGAAGAACUAUCACCAGGUAGAACUCAACACCUUCCCCUUGUAUAUUUGUGCAAUAAAAGAUGGCUAACGUUUGAGAAGUUCAGGGUGGCCAAUCUAUGGUGCACUUAACAACGAAAGGCAAAAUGAAAAAAAAUAUCUAGGAAAACAGUAGUAGCUCAUGGGUAUUUUUUUAAAAUACUUUCUGACAAAAAGAAUUAAUUUGCUAUAUGAAAAAUGCAAAAGGAUUCGAUGACUUAGAAACAGCAUUAUACGGGAAAGUGUCGAUUAUGUAAAUGAAAUGAUCUUUCCAUGUGGUUCUGUUGAUAUGUCAUGGAUGGUGGCAAAAGUGACAGCACGAUCGUACUUGCUCUUGCCGCAUGACUUUCUUUUUUUCGUGAAUCAUAUCGUUCAAAUGCUAACUAAAAUGUUAUGACCAUGAUUGCCAUUGCAGUCUCGAGAGUGAUAUGUUUUUGUUCAAGUUGAUAAACGAUAUGUACAUAAACACGUUGUUGUUCUGGACAUUCAAACUAAAAUAAACAAGUUAUGUAAAUUUUAAAAAAAUAAUAGCUAGACUAAAAUGCACCCAGCUGGCACAUCUUUUGCUGAUAGCUAAUUUAUGUCAAUGUAAAAAUGGGGUUUUAGAAUGCAUCAAUCAAUGUUAUGAGGAGGAUUUAUCAUCAGGUCAUUGAUUACACCAUAGGGAUUUGAACACAACAGCACAUUGUAAUCAAUAUCACCAAAUAUGUGUUAUGAUAACACCAUGAAUUGGACACCGGUGUAAAAUGAUUGUUUUGGUUCUCUGUGAACACAGAUGGUGUAUUUUUAAACACCAAUGAUUUUCAAUAGUUACAUUAGCACAUAUAAGUGUACUUUGUUAUCGUUUAAAGGUGUGCUGUAGCUCGUUUGUCCGCUGAAUACGGCUGUUUCCUUAACCUAAAACUAGAAUUGAAUACUGUGUAUGGCAUAGAUGGACCAAUGGCCAAUGUUGGCUUCAAAUUUAGGACUGUGUCCCAUUUGUUGUUCGAUUAAUUUUAAAAAUCUUUAAGAUCUCAUACUUGUAACAAACUACCCAUUUCAGGCACGAUUGUUGCAUUUGUCUGGCAAUAAAAAAAGAAAAUCGA